AUGCUGCACGGGGCUGAGUCGCAGGGGGCGGCGGGCGUGGCGCAGCACGAGAGCGCACAGGGCGGGCAUGUCAUGGUGACAUUUUUCACCACAAGUUAUCCAAAGUCGAUGCCGGAGCAGUCCUACGCCGUGCCGCUGGACACGCUUCCGGAGGGCCUGAACACGCUGCUGCAGAGCGUUCUCGAGGAGGAGGGCCAAAUGUUCGAUUUCCUUUUCAAUGAGGAGUACAUUGCAACUUCGUUGCAAAAAUUUCUCGCUCGCCGAGGCAUUAGCUACGAGGAGCUGCUCAACAUCGAGUACACCCCGGCGCUGCAGGCCAAGGAGGGAUCGCUGCUUCCGCACGAUGACUGGGUAAGUAGUGUGCGGGCACCUUUUCCGGGCUGCGCGGAGUUGCUGCUCACCGGGUCGUACGACCACUGCGUGCGUCUUUGGGACGGGGAGAACUGCGUUGCCCUCGGCACCUACCACAAGGAAUGCGUGAAGGAGGUCUGCCUGCACCCUGUGCGACCCACGGCGCCCUCGACGGACGCAAAGGCGUCAGCGCGGAAACGUCAGCGGGCGGUGGCGGUGGAGGACUUCAUGUGUGCAAGCUGCAGCAAGGACGGCAGCGUUGUGGCUUGGCGGUUUGACAGCAGCCUGGCCCAACUCAAGCCACUGGGGGUGGUGAAGCCGCAUGUCGACGGCGUGGACUCCGUCGACGUCUCACCGGGGCGUGGGGAGUACGUGGCAAGCGCUUCUUGGGACGGCACCGUCAAGGUGUUUGAGUGGUCUCAGCUGCUGGACGCAGACACCCCGGCCGCGUCAAAGGCGCCGCUUGUCGCCUUCACCGACCACACGCGGCCUGUUCUCUCCUGUCGCUUCUCCGCAACGAACGGGCCUGCGCUGUUGUACUCCGCCGGCCUCGAUGGGGCUGUAAAGUCCCUCAGCGUCGAGCAGGCCGUCCUCCUUUCGAACCACGAAGGCGACCACCCCAUCCAAGGAAUCGCCGUGAAGCCCGCGGGGGGCGGGGGCGACCUCAUCGUCGCCGCCUGCACUGACAAUCGCGCCCGACUCUACGACACGCGUGCGAAGCAAGUUGUGAAGAGCUUCAGCGGUCAUCGGCAGUGGCUGUACGCGGCGACGUGGCUGUGGCGGCGCGAGGAGGGGGAGCAGGGAGGGGCACACCUCUUCGCCACCGCCAGCGAGGACAGCACCGUCCGCGUGUGGGAUCUCCGCUCCUCCACCGCCGCCCUCCUCACGCUGGACAGCAUGCACACCGACGGCGUGCUGGACGUCACGUACGUUGGCGGAUCACAAAUUGCGUCGGGGGGCAAAGACAACAAGACAAAGAGCUUCUCAUUAUCUAAAGGCGACGAUGGCGUGGGUUAA
This is a messenger RNA of Trypanosoma conorhini, 1368 nucleotides long. Its product is annotated as ribosome biogenesis protein YTM1. Gene Ontology annotation, molecular function: protein binding. The transcript has a single exon. The coding region runs from base 1 to 1368 and encodes 455 amino acids. NCBI's taxonomy places the organism in Eukaryota, Euglenozoa, Kinetoplastea, Trypanosomatida, Trypanosomatidae. The record is from RefSeq and is a predicted model, not a curated record.